Messenger RNA from Marchantia polymorpha subsp. ruderalis, 2265 nucleotides. The record is from the annotation of a GenBank genome assembly. Lineage: Eukaryota; Viridiplantae; Streptophyta; Marchantiopsida; Marchantiales; Marchantiaceae.
UCCGGAGAGCGGGCUCUGUGGCUCCCGCCCGCGGGCCCGCGGAGCUCGUCGCGGCGUGGCCAUCUUUUGGAGCGUCGAGAAUCCAUGAAAUGUGCGAACGACCCCGCGGCUCGAAGUCCUGCAGGGAGUCCGGCGCGCUCGCCAAUCGCUCGCUCUGCUGACCACUCUGGUUCCGCGUGCAUGUGGGGCCUGGAAAUCGAGGCCUCUCUCCGGAGUAUGAGCGCGAGCAAAUUCUCGUGAUUCCUGGGUCAGUAGAUCUGCCGCUGUGGAGGUUUAAGGAGUGUUCGUCUGCAGGCGUUCUGCGGAGUCAUUCUCGUACUCGUUCAAGUCUCUGUGACAUCCUCCUUAUCUGUGUUCUGCGCCGACGGUCUCACUCUGUCCCUCGCCCUCUUCUUGCUGGUCCUCAGGUCCUCUAAAAGUUUCUACUCGCUCACCAAGCAGCCGAGAGCAAUGGUGUCAGCUGAGCCAACUAGUGGAGGAAGCGAGCCAGUAGCAGAAGAGAUUCUUUUGGUGGAAGAGAAGAAUGGUGUCGGCAUUGUCACUCUAAAUCGGCCGAGGGUUCUGAAUUGCAUCAACAUAGAGAUGAUUAGCAGCAUGAUCGACGCUUAUAAAAAGUGGGAGGAUGAUGAGAAUGUGAAGUUGGUCAUUUUGAAGGGCAAUGGGCGAACCUUCUGUGCCGGUGGUGAUCUCAGGAUGUUUUACAAUCUGGGGAAGUCAAACGAAGGAUGGACUGAAGUAGUCUAUGUCAAGUAUUGGUUCGAUUAUCACAUUGCUACCUACGGAAAACCUCUUGUCGGUAUACUUCAUGGAUUAACCAUGGGCGGAGGUGCGGGCUUGACCGUUCUCGGCAAGUACAGAGUUUCCACUGAGAAAACGGUAUUCGCAAUGCCAGAAGCUGCUAUAGGUUUCCAUACAGAUUGUGGAGCAUCUCAUUGGCUGUCACACCUGCAAGGAGCACUCGGGGAGUACAUGGCAUUAGUCGGGGCACGUUUGGAUGGUGCUGAAAUGUACACAUGCGGCCUGGCAACCCACUAUGUCCCCACAGAGUCACUACCCCAAUUAGAGGCAAGAUUACUGGAAUUGGAUUCAGGAGACGCAAAUGUAGUGGAUGGAGCGAUCAAAGAGUUUACAGUUCCAGCUAAGCUCGGCGAAAACAGUAUAUUGAUCAAGGACAGGCUGGCUGUGAUCGACAAAUGCUUCUCAAAAAGCACCGUUGAAGAAAUCGUUGAAGCGUUAGAGGCCGAAUCCAAAGAGCCAGGCCAACAAUGGGCUUUAGAGCCCCUUAAGAUCUUGAAAAGAUCUUCUCCCACUGGCCUUAAACUGACUUUACAAUCGCUUCGUAUUGGCCGAACUGGAACACUACCCGAAGCUCUUCAACGAGAAUAUCGCCAAACCAUUAAUUGCCUACGAGGACUUAUCUCUGAUGAUUUAUAUGAGGGAAUUAGAGCAGUUGUUGUUGAGAAGGACAAUCGUCCCAAGUGGAAUCCAGCAACUUUGGCAGAUGUGUCAGAGGAGAAGUUGAAGCUCAUGGUCGAGCCGUUCAAGCCGGAACAUGAACUGCACCUACCCACCGAUGGAACCACUCCAAGGUGGGGUGGCAGCUGGAAGGACAGAGUGGAGGCUCUGCAGGGAGUAGCAUAAGAUCAAUUCGAUUUAAGCAGCUGGUCUUCCAGGAUAAAUCGUAGCGAUGAGCUCCAAAUGAAUCUGAGUCAAAAUCUCUACAUUUGAUUCUUCCGAUUCUUUUGUAAAUAUCUUCAUACCUAAAUACCAGGUACGGCUGACAUAUUUCCACAGGAUGUUGAGAGAACAGUUCCACUUUAAGAAAUUUUCUCAUAAAUGGUACAGGACGCCUCACUAAAAUUUGCGCUCAUAUCCUUCACAAAGAUCGGGUGAGUGAUAUGGAUGAAACAACCUGAUCUCUUAAUAAUCGCCUAGGUAGGAGUUAUAGGGCUGCUAUUUCCCGAACGUCUCUUUCAAAGGCCUAUGACACUAACGGGCACGUAGAUCGGUAGAUCGUCACACAAUAGAGAUCGUAAGCGUUUCCCCAGGUGUGCGAUUUGGACUGGAAAGCAUUCAGCUUACUUCCCAUAGGGAGACUGACCGAGUGGUUAAAAGAGACAGACAGUAAAUCUGCUGAAGAUUUUCAACGUUGGGUUCUUAGGCUUUGAUGGUCUCUAUUAAGACAUAUAUAACUUUGGAGAGGGUGAAUCAGCCGUUGGGAUGAAGAGCUCUCGGUGACGUGGACAAAUCUGGUUUCCGAUGUCU